Spinacia oleracea (spinach) is the source of this 1893-nucleotide messenger RNA. RefSeq lists its product as uncharacterized. The record is from RefSeq and is a predicted model, not a curated record. NCBI's taxonomy places the organism in Eukaryota, Viridiplantae, Streptophyta, Magnoliopsida, Caryophyllales, Amaranthaceae. Bases 7 to 1893 code for a protein of 628 amino acids. The transcript has 4 exons.
GGCUGGAUGCGGUGGCUAGACAGGCACGGAGCCAAGAUGAGGGAUGACCUCUGCGUGGGGGAAGGGUACCAAAUGCGCGUGCCGGCCGGUCUGGACUCGACCGUCAGCCUGCUUGCUGAGGGAGAAUUCCCUGUGUAUGCCGCGUCAAUCAAACUCGGCAUGAGAUUCCCUCCACACCCCUUCGUUGUGGAGGUGUUAGAUGGUUUUAAUAUUGGGGUGGCCCAGCUGACCCCCAACUCAUGGGCGGAUAUCUUUGGCUACAUUGCCAAAUGUGCGCUGAACGAUGUGGAGCCGUCCUUCAACGCCUUUCUGCAUCUGGUCUCCCUCUCUCGUUCCCCCAGUGCCGCCAAAGGGUGGUUUAAUCUGAGCAGCCGUGGUACCUACCAGACAGUGGUCGGCAAGCUCAGCAAGUGGCAUAUGUGGAGGAAGAGGUGGGUCGUGUUUUACACGGACGACCAGGAGAUGUAUGAGCGAAUGAGCCGUUGGAACUGCAACGCCAACUUCAUGGAUCGUGACGAGCCCCUUCCACCCCUUACUGCCGAAGAGUGGGAUCAGAUAAUGGUCCUGUUCAGGGCCAACACUUACCACUUAACAGUGGAUAAGAGUUUCCAUGUGCCGGCCGAGUGGUUGCCGCACAUUAGCCAGUUUCGGAACGAGGCUUUUCUAGCGGCCGUAGGCUUAGGAUAUUCCAUGACUCGAGGUUGUAUGCCAAUUUAUGUGCCGCUCUGCCUUGGUCUUAUUCAUUUUUCUAACUUUGGAUUUCUUUUGUUCUCAGAGGAAGGAAUGAGCAAGUUGUCGGCGGCGGAUACCGGGAAAGGCGAUAUGACCGAUUGGAUGGCGGACAUCUAUGAGGCCAAGAUGCAGAAAGCCAAGGCCGAGUUGGAGGAGAAGCAAGCUAAGGACGCGGCUAGGGCGUCAGGGAAGAAGAAGGGGACGACUUUGUCCCAGCUGAAGAAGAGAGCUGUGCCGGCUGGCUCGGAGACUCCGAGUACCUUCAAGAAGCCAAAACCCCUACCUCGCCGUCUCGUGAAGAAAGACGAGUCGAAGGUUGCUGAGGGGGGAUGCCCUGAUGACGAAGAGAUGGGCGUGGACAAGCCGUCUCUGGUGGUGGACUUGGUGUCCAACUCGAGGUCCGGUGGGCAUCCGGACGAGCUGGAGGACCCUCUUUCGGGAAUCCCGGCCGACGUCCGCUCUCAGAUACCGGCGGAGGUGGCCCGCCGAGCUAGGUCUUCGGGCGGUAAGUAUUAUUCGAACGUCGUUCAGACGUAUCGAGCCUCCUCUGGCAGUUCUUCUUACUCUCCGCGUCAUCCUAAGGCCGUUGUUUUUCCUAUAGCCAAAGACAAAGGGAAGGAUGCAGCUGCUGCCGAGGACGAGAACGUACCUGCUACUCCCCACUAUUCGUCAAAGGAUAGGGUGGCUAUAUGCCGCAAGGUUUUUAAGGCCGUCCCCGCAGAGUAUGUUGCUUCUCUUCCUGGCCGCAAGACUGACGCCCAGUUUGGUGCGAUCCAGGCCACUCUUCUCGACUUGUUCUGCCGCAUGGAAUUCUGCAAGAGUUGGAAGACCCGCACUGCUGAGGAGCUCAAAGCUCAGGUGGCUGAGUCCACCCACCAUGGCGACUAUGCGUUCAAGUCCAUUGAAGAGGUCCGCCUGCAGAUGCAGACGACCAUAGACCUUCAAGCGAAGGAGGUGGCUGCGUUGAGAUCUGACAAGGCCGAGCUGCUUAAGAAGAUCUUGGCGCAGGACAAGGACAUGGUGGCAAUGGUCGAGGAGGCCAAGACAGCGGCGGCGGAAAUACGGGCGCUUCAGGACCAGUUGCGGGAGUAUCCUCAGAUCAAAGAGGAGACUGCCCAUGAAAGGAGCCAGAAGUACAAAGAAGAGAAAUCUGUUUUUUAA